AUGGGUGGCCAAAACUCAAAGCUCACCCCAGAAGGUGAAGCUGUGCCUCCUCGAAUUCGUUCACUCUUGCAGAGAAAAUUUGAGGAGAUCAGAGGCCGGACAAAGGCAAAAAAACUAAAAGCCUCCCACACUUACUCCAAGAAACAGCUACUUAAGGAUGGUGAACAAGAAGAGGUAGAUAUCUCUCUGCCUCAUUCGCUGCAGUCUUCACCAGAGUUUGAAAAUUUACCAUCUCCUGAAACACCACCAACAUUGGAGUUGGUACCAAGAUUGCCAGAGCUUGACAGAGGAACAAAACAGUCUGAUGAGGACCAGAUCAGGAGAGAUGGGGCGGAGUUUAGUGUGGAAGACGAUAAAGAGGCCAAGGGGGUGACAGUGUAUAUAGGGGGAGUUUUUGCAAUGGAGGAAACCACAGAGGGAGAGGAAGAGGAAGAGGAUGAAGUUAAUGAUGCGGGCAUGCAACGGAACAGCAAAAUCUAUCUGUGUCCGGCGUCACCAAGUUUCAAAGUUUAUUGCAUGGAACCUCUGGAAAUAGAAAAUGAUGACAGUAAGAACGACAUCACAGAUGAGGAUUUCAAGCAUAAGAAAUCACCAAGUGCUGAGUCUGCUGACAGCAGUGUUGAUAGCGUAAGGUCGAUGAUUGAAACCAACGAUGUCCAGGACACAAAGACAAAACAGAAAGGAAGGAGAAGAAGAAGAAUAAAAAAUGCACUCAGACCAAACACUGUAAAGAAUCUAUUGAACGUUAAAGGAUGCUACUACGCAGGUUGCACUGGUGGCCACGACAGAACCACCUAUGUAGCUGCUAAGAAAUCUGCAGCCACAUGA
This is a messenger RNA of Prunus armeniaca (apricot), 828 nucleotides long. The record is from the annotation of a GenBank genome assembly. NCBI's taxonomy places the organism in Eukaryota, Viridiplantae, Streptophyta, Magnoliopsida, Rosales, Rosaceae.